GUAAAAUAAAACUUGGUACGGGUCAAGGCUUGUCUUAUUCCCCAACUAUUCUUCUACUAUCAACGAGCUUUCGUCUCGUAUUUACAUGACUACAAUGUCUUCAACAUCGUCCACCACCGCCAAUCCUGUCGACAAGCCAGAGCGUAGCCGGAAUGCUAGGGCUCAGGCGCGCCACCGAGCGAAGCGCAAGGCCUAUAUCGAACAGUUGGAGCAAACCGUCACGAAACUCCAGGCUGCACUAGGCUUUUCACCAGAGCAAGUCUCUGCACUUCCGCCGUCGUCUAUCACCAUCCGCGAGCUCCAGCAAGACAACAGCAGGCUGCAGAAAGAAAUCGAGGAGCUACGUCGCGCACUCGCCGAAAUGAGUGGGGCGCGUCGGGGCUCAAUAGCUCCUUAUCCAGAUCCUCGCUGCGACCGCGACUAUAAGCGCAGAAAAAUGUCCUCGCACCUGGACAGCGUGUACAUGGGCCCCAGCGAUAGUCAUCUCAACGACCGACCUCCGCCACCGCUGACGAUCCCCCACUACGGCAGCGUCUCGUCAAGCAGUAACAGCAACGGAUCUCUGUUCAAUAUGCACGGGUCUACAUUCCAAAUGCCCAAUACCCCAUCCGGAUCCAGCGCUACGUCAAGUCCUCCAUUUUCUCCUAUCCAAAUGCAAGCACAUCCGAGUCUAGAUCAGCGUCCCCCCCUCCCCCACAGUGGUAGCAUGUCAAACUAUUCCCAUAGCCAAUACAGCGGUUCUGUGAAGGUGGAAGACGAUUCUUACGGAAACAGCAACAACCACCACUCGUCAAUCUCCUACUCGUACUCCAAUCAACAGCAUAACAACGGCCUAGAUUGGCACUCGUACUCCUCAGAACGCGCUCAACUACACCGAUAGAAUUCGUCUUUUCGCCUUCACUUUCCAUUACACCCUACCUUAGAUACCCUCAUGGACACGGAUCGCUAUGAGAUUGGUUUAGUUUGUCGUACUCGCUAUCAUUCGCUGUGUAUUCGCAUUUCUUAUUUCCGUCGUUCAAGCAAAACGCCGUACUGUACUAUCGCUCACCGGAAUCACGUACAUUUACAACACUUUUUAC
This is a messenger RNA of Coprinopsis cinerea okayama7#130, 1079 nucleotides long. RefSeq lists its product as hypothetical. Bases 86 to 880 code for a protein of 264 amino acids. Lineage: Eukaryota; Fungi; Basidiomycota; Agaricomycetes; Agaricales; Psathyrellaceae. Gene Ontology annotation, biological process: regulation of DNA-templated transcription. Gene Ontology annotation, molecular function: DNA-binding transcription factor activity. The record is from RefSeq and is a predicted model, not a curated record. The transcript has 5 exons.